AUGUCAGAAACCAGUCCAGUCUUCGAGGCUCACAUCCAGCGGACCAAGCGAGUUGCAACUCAAGUCAGAUCCUUCUACGACAGAAAAGAGCCGUUCCGGAUCUUCCAUGGCAGCACGAGCAGCACGAGAAGCCAGGAGCAGGAUCGCAAGAAGAUGAUCUCGACCAGUGACUUCACCGAGAUCUUGAGAAUCGACUCCGAGAAACGAGUCGCCAUUGUCGAGCCCAAUGUUUCCAUGGAGAAGUUGGUCGAUGCCACGUUACCGUAUGGACUUGUAGCUCCUGUCAUCAUGGAGUUCAAGAAUAUUACUGUCGGUGGCGGGUUCAGCGGUACUUCCGGUGAAAGCUCCUCGUUCAGACAUGGCGUAUUCGACAACAUUGUGAACAGCAUCGAGAUUGUGCUGGGAAAUGGGGAGAUUGUACGUGCCUCUCGCUCUGAGAGCUCGGAUCUGUUUCAUGGUGCAGCGGGCUCUUUCGGAACACUAGGUGUUGUGACUGAGAUCGAAAUUCAGCUGGUGAAAGCUGGUAACUUUAUGGAAUUGGAGUACCAUGAAAUCACAAGUUCUGCAAAAGCAGUAGAGUCCAUCGAGUCCUACACAGCUGACGACAACGUUCAAUAUCUGGAUGGUAUCAUGUUCUCCAGGAACAGUGGCUUGAUCAUAGCAGGCCGCAUGGUCGACACCCCAACCCCGGGUUGCAAGAUCACGAAAUAUCUUUCAAGGUCGGAUCCCUGGUUCUAUGUCCGCGCACAGAAGAUACUCAAUCAUGAGAUCACAUCUUCCAAUGCCCGCCGAUCCAUCACUGAGAUUGUACCCAUCAAAGAUUACCUCUUCCGCUUCGACAGAGGUGCCUUCUGGGGCGGCUACCACGCCUUCAAAUACCACUUUGCCCCUUUCAACAGACUAACUCGAUAUCUCCUCGACGACCUCAUCCACACAAAAACAAUGUACACCGCUCUCCACAAAUCAGGUCUCGCAAACGAGUUUAUCGUCCAAGACAUCGGAUUCCCAUACUCUACAACGCCAGACUUCAUCGAGUACCUGGAUGAUAACUUCAAGUUGUAUCCACUCUGGCUGUGUCCGCUGAAGUUGAAUGCCCCUUACCCACUCACGCCAAAGGGAAAGCAUUACUCACAGGACAGCCUCCGAGUCAUCAACGUAGGCGUCUGGGGCCCAGGUCCACGCAACCGCGACGACUUUAUCGCAGCCAACCGCGCCAUAGAGGCCAAAACUAAAGAACUCGACGGACUCAAAUGUCUUUACGCACAUGCCUACUACACAGCCCCCGAAUUCUGGGAUCUCUACGAUAAAGAGCACUACGAUUCACUGCGGAAGAAAUGCCACGCCACUAUGCUGCCGUCUGUAUUCGACAAAGUUACUAACAAUGGACCUCCUCCUGCAAACACGCCUUUCGAGCGAUUGAAAAAUACAAGGCCUGUGAGGGGGAUCUAUGGCGCACUGUGCGUGUUCUGGAGUGGUGCGCUUCCUUAUGCUAGAGUGCAUCAAGUGCUGAGUAUUGUGUUUUCUCCCNUACUCUUGCUCAUGUUUUCGACUGCAUGGAUUGUGUCGUUUGGCAAGAACUUGCUAGGUCUAACAGAAAAUGGCGGAGCAAAGCUGCAUUACGAAUAG
This is a messenger RNA of Aureobasidium vineae, 1626 nucleotides long. The record is from the annotation of a GenBank genome assembly. Lineage: Eukaryota; Fungi; Ascomycota; Dothideomycetes; Dothideales; Saccotheciaceae.